Messenger RNA from Juglans microcarpa x Juglans regia, 4552 nucleotides. Its product is annotated as UBP1-associated protein 2C-like. Gene Ontology annotation, molecular function: RNA binding. The transcript is spliced from 2 exons. Bases 105 to 1430 code for a protein of 441 amino acids. NCBI's taxonomy places the organism in Eukaryota, Viridiplantae, Streptophyta, Magnoliopsida, Fagales, Juglandaceae. The record is from RefSeq and is a predicted model, not a curated record.
AACACUGUUGUGUGUACCUCAGUCUUCACUCCUCAAGCCUACGGUUGUUAGGGUUAGGGCUCUUAACUCUGGAGAUUCUUCUUCCCCUCCUUCACUCUCAUCCAAUGGACCCAACAAAGAAGCGUAAGCUCGAAGAGAACGGUGUCGUCCCCUCCACAGAAAACGACUCCUCCCACCCGAAACUCACCCCCGAAGACGUCCGCAAAUUAGUCGACCGCAUCGACAAGGACAAGCUCAUCGAUAUCGUGGCGGCCGCUGCUUCCCGCCACGCCGACGUUCUGGACGGCGUCAGAUCCCUCGCCGACUCCGAUGCCUCCCAGCGCAAGCUCUUCAUCCGCGGCCUCGGCUGGGACACCACCACGGAUGGCCUCCGCAGCCUCUUCUCCUCCUACGGCGAGCUCGAGGAGGCCGUCGUUAUCCUCGACAAGCAGACCGGUAAGUCUAAGGGAUACGGCUUCGUCACCUUCAAGCACGUAGACGGCGCGUUCCUCGCUCUGAAGGAGCCCAGCAAGCGGAUUGACGGUCGCGUGACCGUUACGCAGCUCGCCGCCGCAGGGAACUCUGGUAACAACGUAAACGCGAACUCAGCAGACGUGUCGAUGCGGAAGAUCUACGUCUGGGAGGUUCCGCAUGACAUGUCUCCGGAUAAGCUGUUGUCCCACUUCUCGUCGUACGGGGAGAUCGAAGAGGGGCCUUUGGGGUUCGACAGGUUCACUGGGAAGUCGAAGGGUUUCGCUCUCUUCGUGUAUAAGACCGCCGAGGGAGCACAGAUGGCGUUGGCUAAUCCGGUGAAGACGAUCGACGGGAGGCAGUUGAAUUGUAAAUUGGCGAACGCAGAUGGGAAGAAAGGAAAGCAAGGAGGGCCGCCCGGACAAGUCGGGCCAGAUGGUGUUCCGGGCCAACUUUCGGGUACUGGGAAUGACGGGAUGGGUAUGGGUAUGGGUAUGGGUAUGGGUAUGGGAAUGGGAAUGGCGCAGGGUCCGAUUCCAGGGUCGCAGUACGGCGGGCCAGGCUCAAUCGGCACGUAUGGAGCGUUUCCUGGUGCACCGCCGAUGGGGAAUCAUUCAAUGAACUCGUCCUCGUUGGGUGGGCCGGGGCUGUCUUCAGUUAAUAGCCAGGCGCCAUCGUCUUUGGGUGGGACUGCUGGCUAUGGUACUGGGCUAGCUGGGCCGUAUGGUGGGUAUGGGGGCAUUGGUGGGACUAGUGGGGGUUUGGGCGCUGGUGCUGCUUCGGGUGGGUCCUCUUCGUUGUAUAGAUUUCCGCCAAGUUCGGUGGGAAUGCCCUCUGGUGGGUAUCCGGACAGUGCGCAUUAUAGCUUGACGUCAUCGGCGGGGUAUCCGACUCAGCACCACCAGCCAGCCGGAACCUCGCCGGUGCCAAGGGUUCCACCUAGUGGAGGAAUGUACCCUAACGUGCCGCAUUAUUUUUGAGCAAUUUAACCAAAAAUGGAUCAAGUAAAGGCUUGGAAGAUUGAAACUGAUGUUGCUUCCAGUAUGAUACUCAUAUGCUCUGUUUAAUGCAACCUUCAUAUUUGUCGUUGCCCAUGUGCAAAUGUGGAAGGCUUGUUAUUAGUUUAUCUUGGAAUAUUUAAUUAACAUUUUUAAUACAAAGUCCGGUUCUAGUUAUGCAUCCUCUCAAAUGAAACUUAUUUUUUUGUUUGUUACUGACUUGGUGCUACCUUCUAUGUAUACUGCUUUUCCAGUUGUAUCUUUUACAAAGAGAGAAUAUGGAAGUUGCCUCCUGACUUCCAAUAUUUUUUCUUACAUCAUGAUCCAUUUUGUUUUAUUAUAAGGUUUCUUUCUGUGUUCUGAUGUUAUGAUUCUUGCUACUUUGUUUGCCCAGUACUUCUUUAUAAGAUGCCCUGAAUUCUGUGUCACACGAUCUUUGUUUUUGUUUGUGGCUAGGAAAGACAUGAGCGGUUUCUUUUAGUGGUGCCCAAAGAAGGUAUACUUUUGUCUGUUUGUUUGUUUGGUUUGAUUAUCAUUGAGUUCGAAUGAAAUGAACUCUGUUUUGCGUGAUGAAUGUGGAAUGAUAUAUUGAGUUGUGAAUGGAUGUUUGAUUCAGGUGUAUGAGAGCUUAUUCGGCGCUGAUGCUUUAUGUGGUUCUGGUGAUUGCGUUAUUGCAGAGUUUGAUGAAUGCAUUAGCUGUUCCUUUACAGCCUCUCCGUCUUCACCUUUUGUAUUGUGGUUCUUUUGAGUGCUUGUAGUCAAGGCAACUGAGUUAGACUAGUUAUGUACUUCAAUCAGGAACCAUUGUGUCCAUCUUGGGUUUUUUAGUCAAUAAUAUAGUUUUAGUAACACAAGUAAUGAAACUAUGUUUUGCCUUCGUUAUUUGAGUGGAUGUUUGGUUUCAUAUAUUUCAGGUCAAGAUUUCCUGUCUUUUAUAUGGCUUCUCCUUGGUAUAUUUACUUCUUCAACCACGCUCUACAUAACUUAUAAAUGCAAGAAAAUAUUUUUUUAAUAAAUGCAAUUAUAAAAAAAUAUAAAAAUAAAUGUAUGGUAUGUUUGGUGAUGAAGAAGUCUGCAGGGGAAGGUUUAUUUACUUGCUUGAUGAAAUAGAAUAUGUUGUAUGGUGCAAUCAACCUCCUAGUGGGGAUUUCAGUGCUCCUUGUACAUGCUGUUUUGGCAGUUGUAUAUUUAAGAUGGUGUGCACUAUCUAUGUUGGAUUUUCUUUUAUCCCAGCUGUUAUGUUUUGUAGGUGAUUUUAUUUUUCGAGUUAGUUGUGCGGUAGGUACACUGUUUAUAUUUCUGUCUAAGUUUGUCAUGUUCGUGCACAAUAUGGUUUGUUUGAGUUUAUAUUUGAAUUGUGGCACAAUCGUCUUGUGGGAUCAGAGAGCUCAUUUUGUAUGCCAGUGGUUAAUUAAGUUCUUUGCUUUUUGUGUUGGUUAUUGUGGAAGUUGUACUGUGCUAAAUGAAGGUGCCUGCUUUCGUGACCUUGUCAUUGUACUUUCUUGCAUUGGCUGUGGAACACCAAGGGAUCUGUAGUUGACACUUGUUAAGGGGAUGUUGUGAACUGAUAGAUGUGUUCCAGUCUCAGAUACCUGGGUUCCAUGAGUGUCAGUUGGAGAUGUGUCGUGGUUACCAUUAUGUUUUUUUUUCUUUUUUUCUUGUUUCCACUCAAUAUUUUAAUCUUUCUACAUAUUACAUCAGAAAAAGGCUGCAUUGUGUUUUCAACCCAGAUCUUCACUACCGUCCAAAAUAAUUUGUGCUCUAGAAGGCAUGCUUUUCAAUUUGUGGUGUGAGCAGUGGCUGAUUGUUUUUAUUUAGCUUUGUAACUUGCUAGACCUGUCUGCUCCGAGUUUUUUUCAUUUUUCAUUUUAAUUUUCAUGAAUCCUUCUCUCUCUCUCUCUCUCUCUCUCAUGUAGUUUGCCUUCUGACUAAGAUGCAUUUCGGAGAUGGUCUAUAUCCGUUUAUCUUGAAUUUCAAUAGUUACCAAGUUUAAAUUUUCCAUUUUUGCUGAACUUGCGAAAUCUAUUUCACAACUUCGUGAAGUUAGUCAUUGACUCAAGCCGUUUUGGCUGCUUUUCAUAAAAGAUUGUCUCAGUAUUGCAGCCUGGAUCACACUAGGAUUGUAAUAAGUUGGGUUGCCAAAUUGGGCGGCAUUUCUGUCGCGAAUUGUGUUGAGCAUGCUUAAAAUUAAGGUAUGGUAUUGAGGUACCUUUUAGAGUUUUGUUUACGAGCAUGCCAAAUUAGGAGAUUUCUUUGUCACGAGUAUGGAGAAUUUUGGAGACUGAAAUAGACCCCACAAUACCCUUUUUAGAGUUUUGGUACGAUUUGCUCCCUCCAAUUAAGUGUGGUCUUGGCAGUGACUGUUAUUAUUAGAGAAAUACUCUAGUCACAAAAAGAUUACACAAAAGUAAUCCCACAAACUGACGUAACUUGAUGUGGUUCGUUAGAUUAUAAAGUUACUUUUAUCAUAAAGUUGAUCUAAUGGAUCAGAUAAAGUCACGUCAGUUUGUUGGAUUGUUUUUGUAUAAUUUCUUUGUAAAUGUAGCAGUCUACAUAUUUCUCACAAGAAGGUCGUUGACACCUCAUCAGUAAUCCUUGUUUAUUUUUAUAGAAAUGCAUAUGAAACUGAACUUGCCUGGUAUUUAAUGGUAUGUAUAGGCAAAUGGAUUAAAACUUCUAGGACGUUGGCUGGACUAGACCAUGGCAAUUGUGUGACAUGGAACUGGUUGAGACUAAAUUAGUGGCUGACUUCGUCUUUGUUUCUUGGUUUCUUUUCCCCAUCCUGUCGACUUGUGUAUGUGUUGCUUUUGUGUUUGGCUGGUAUGAGGCCGAAACUGGGGGGCCCGAGAUAAUUGUCGGAGCAUGGCUGGCCGAGAUGAGGCUGGAUGGAUGUGCAACCCUUGCCGCUGCAUAAUUUCCUGAACCUGCGGCCGUUGCCAUUUUGUGUACCGUGGACUACAAUGUAUUUAAUAGCUACUAUAUUUUCCCAUUUCAAUUGAAAAAGAAAACCAUAUUAGAUACGGUGUACAUGUAAGUAGAGGCAAUGAAGUUGAAUGGGUGUAGAUACGGUUGCAUGUGUGAUUUCUCAACAGUAAUUAGCCUUC